GUAAGCAAGAUAAAGCUAAAGCUGCAGCGAAGAGCCCUGUGUCAGUUAGGAAGUGUGGACAUGCCUGAGCCCUGAGUAGAUCUCACUGCUAACCUUCACCCCCCACUGGGUGGAGUAGGGCUUUUAAGAGCAGCUGGAAUGUAGUUUCCCUGAUCAGCUUAGCCAGUUGUUGCCUGUCUGAACCUCUGCCAGCCCUGGAGAGCGGUGUUUUGAGCUCACACCAGCCAGCCUACUUCUGCGCCCUCACUGCUGCCCGCACGGUUGCCUGAGCAAGACGCUCUCCCAGCGGGAAAGAAGUUUCCCCUUGUCCAGUCAUGGGAGAGGACGCUGCUCAAGCCGAAAAGUUCCAGCACCCAGGCUCUGAAAUGCGACAGGAGAAGGCAGCAAGCCCCAGCCCCAUACCCUCCUCCACGCCGAGCCCCAGCCUGAACUUAGGGAGCACGGAGGAGGCCAUCCGGGACAGCUCGCAGGUGAAUGCGGUCACGGUGCUCACGCUUCUGGACAAGCUGGUGAACAUGCUGGACGCCGUGCAAGACAAUCAGCACAAGAUGGAGCAGCGCCAGAUCAGCCUGGAGGGCUCUGUGAAGGGCAUCCAGAACGACCUCAACAAGCUCUCCAAGUACCAGGCCUCCACCAGCAACACCGUGAGCAAGCUGCUGGAGAAAUCCCGCAAGGUCAGCGCCCACACGCGCGCUGUCAAGGAGCGCAUGGAUAGGCAGUGCGCACAGGUGAAGCGGCUGGAGAACAACCACGCCCAGCUCCUCAGACGCAACCACUUCAAGGUGCUCAUCUUCCAGGAAGAAAAUGAGAUCCCUGCCAGCGUGUUUGUGAAAGAGCCAGCUGCUGGCCCAGCAGAAGUGAAGGAAGAGGUCGCAGAUGAAAACAAGUCCCUGGAGGAAACACUGCACACGGUGGACCUCUCAUCCGAUGAUGAAUUGCCCCACGAUGAGGAGGCCCUGGAAGAGAGUGCAGAGGAAAAGAUGGAAGAAAGUAGGGCAGAGAAAAUAAAACGAUCCAGCCUCCGGAAAGUAGACAGUCUCAAAAAAGCAUUUUCUCGCCAGAACAUUGAGAAAAAAAUGAACAAGCUGGGGACAAAGAUCGUAUCUGUAGAGCGAAGAGAGAAGAUUAAGAAAUCCCUCACUUCAAACCACCAGAAAAUAUCCUCUGGGAAAAUUUCCCCCUUCAGGGUCUCUCCCCUCACCUUUGGCCGAAAGAAAGUCCGAGAUGGAGAGAGCCCUGUAGAAAAUGAGACUAAGUCAGAAGACAUGCCUGGCCCUGACCAGAUGCCCAAUGACCAAGAGGAAAGCUCAUUUGCAGAGGUUCUUUCUGAGGCAUCCCUCCCUAGCACCCUGCAGGAAGGGAGCAACCCUGAAGGAGAUGCUGAGAAGGUAGCUCUAGGAGGGAGCAAUUCAGGAAUGGACAGCAACAUGGACUUGACCAUUAUGGAAGAUGAUGAAGAGGAGUCUGUGACCCUGGACCAGGCCCAGAAGAUGCACUAUGAGGGUGGCUACUUGCGAACCUCUGAGGAUACAGAGUCGGCAGAAGAGAAGCCUGUGCAGGCAUCUGUGCUGCAGGUGGAUCAGACUGCCUAAAGGCACAGCCCAGGGUUCCAGUCUGUACUCAUCAUCACGUGGGAAGCCAGAAUCCAGAAACUAACUCCUCCACACUUCCAGUGCUGCUCACUGAACACUGUGUUACUGUGCAAGCCAUAAUUCACCAAAUAGUAGCCACAUGUAGAAGACCAGAACUUACAACAAAAGCAAAUUAUAUGGGACUCCACUUCUAAUUUGCGCUUAGAUUUAUUUCUGUACAUUUUCUCCAAGAUUCCAGGAAAAAAUGAAGCAACUGAAAGGCACUGACCCCUUUGGCUUAGUCAGAAAAAUCAGAGAAUACUAAAACACUAGUCAUGAAAUGCAAGCCCUAUUUUUGUCUUUCAGUAAGCAUGCUCAAUAGUAUACUGGUGAUGUUUUAAAUGUCUACAUACUCUGUGAAUCCAGUUUUUUAUUCUUUAAAGGUGUGUUAUAUAAUAUGCAUAAAUAUGGACGCUAAAGGCAUACCUCUAUGGCUUAAUAAGAAAAACAUGUUCAAAAGA
Ochotona princeps (American pika) is the source of this 2092-nucleotide messenger RNA. It is a transcript of the gene CAVIN2, whose product is annotated as caveolae associated protein 2. Gene Ontology annotation, cellular component: cytoplasm; caveola. The record is from RefSeq and is a predicted model, not a curated record. The coding region runs from base 315 to 1592 and encodes 425 amino acids. Gene Ontology annotation, molecular function: protein kinase C binding. The transcript is spliced from 2 exons. NCBI's taxonomy places the organism in Eukaryota, Metazoa, Chordata, Mammalia, Lagomorpha, Ochotonidae.